This is a messenger RNA of Aspergillus campestris IBT 28561, 785 nucleotides long. RefSeq lists its product as uncharacterized. NCBI's taxonomy places the organism in Eukaryota, Fungi, Ascomycota, Eurotiomycetes, Eurotiales, Aspergillaceae. The coding region runs from base 1 to 783 and encodes 260 amino acids. The record is from RefSeq and is a predicted model, not a curated record. The transcript has 3 exons.
AUGGCUCAGGGGAAGUUCUUAGUCAAGUUCCUGUCACUUCUAGCCUUCGCCAUUCCCGUGAACUUGCGGAAUUGGCUGUUUACCCACACCCACGUCCUCAACAAGCUCAAGCAAACCCAUACUGACCAAAGGAACCAAUAUCAAGGCUACGAGUCCGACCCCACCGCCGGCGACGCCGUCUGUGCCGUCAACGGAACAGGCUUUACCCUCUCCCACCGCACGACCAUAGCCGUCCCAGAGACAAUCCUCUGCGACGCUCCAUUCCCCGAGAAAGACACCUCCCCCCAAGGAAUCCUUCACCAAGAGAUACACAGCAAACCCCGAGCACAACCCCGAUUCACGCCCAUUCCGCUUCCGCCGCCCGUGACGCUCGGCUACGUCCCUGCUCGAGAGACUGUGCAUGCAGAGACAGUGGUUUCUUGCUCGGAUCCCUGGGAUCGGAUGCCUAGUGGGUCACGCGUGUCCCAUGGCUUGUUACCGGUUUAUCGUGCUUCUAGUGUGACAGCGCCUGUCCCUGCUGGGUCAACUGGUUCUAUUGGCUACGAUAAUGCCCAAACCGGUUCCGGAAGUUCGCGUCUUGGGCCUUCUGCUAGUGCUGCCGAGGGAGUGCAGGGUGGCAUGGAGGGAUUGGGACCGGGUGAUGACUUGGGCGAUUCUGGACAGGCUAGGAGUACUGGCUCUUCUUUAUUUUCUGGUGGGAGUUUGCAGAGAGAGACGCCGAGGGGGUUGUUUGCUUUGUUGGUAGUGACUACGGUAUUGGGUUUUGCUGGGGGUCUCUGGUGAGG